UUAUUACUUUUCCAACACUACCCCUCUUUGGUAUUCUCUGCAAAGUAUCAUUCAGGUGGUGGUUUGAAUUGGAGAAGAUGGUAAGCGUUUCAGCAAACGAUCUUCAGUUCUUCUCCGGUAUUCAACACCUUGCUGAAACUCGUCGUUUCAAGGCAUGGUUUCUAGAUCAAUUUGGAGUUCUUCAUGAUGGAAAAAAGCCGUACCCAGGUGCUAUAUCAACAUGUAUGUUAUGAUUGGUUACUUUUGUAAGUAUUUGUGGAAAAGCUAGCCAAAACUGGGGCUAAGAUGGUGGUUAUAAGUAACUCGUCAAGACGAGCAUCUGUGACAACUGAGAAAUUGAGAAAUUUGGGAUUUGAUCCUAACCUUUUUUUAGGUUCCAUCACCAGUGGAGAAUUGACGCAUCAAUACCUUGAAAGGCGAGAUGAUCCUUGGUUUGCAGCGCUUGGAAAGUCAUGCAUCCACUUGACCUGGGGUGACCGGGGUGCCAUAUCUCUUGAUGGUCUAGACCUGAAAGUUGUGGAUAAUGUUGAAGAGGCUGAAUUCAUUUUGGUCCAUGGCACUGAAGCACUGGGGCUUUCUUCUGGAUCUGCUGUUCCGAAGCAACUGGAAGAGCUUGAAAAAAUAUUGGAACAAUGUGCUUUAAGAAAAAUCCCUAUGGUAGUGGCCAAUCCAGACUAUGUAACUGUUGAGGCCAGAGCACUUCGAGUUAUGCCUGGAACGCUUGCAGCAAAAUAUGAGCAACUUGGUGGAGAAGUCAAGUGGAUGGGAAAGCCUGGAAAGAUUAUCUACGAAUCAGCCAUGGCCAUGGCAGGUGUGGAUGCACCAGAAUCCAUUGCUGUAGGAGACUCACUGCACCAUGACAUAACGGGUGCAAAUGUCGCUGGAAUGCAGUCUGUAUUCAUCACAGGAGGGAUCCAUGCGGAUGAGCUUCGACUUCACCAAUUUGGUGAAGUAGCUGAAGCUUCAAAAGUGCAGGAGCUGGCAUCCAAAUGUGGCGCUUAUCCCACCUAUGUUGUACCUGCUUUCUCCUGGUGAGAGUAUAACUUGGAAGAGUACAUUUCUCUCUUACUGAAUUACUCGCUCCAAGAAGUUGUACUUGAUCAUGAAAAAUACCACCUGAACCUAUACAAUGUAUCUCUUGGCUUGUUUGAAAAGGCAAUGUCAAAUGUACUUUUGAAGUCAGCCUUAAUCUUCUUUCGUUAUUUUUAAUGGUGGGUUUUGGGGAAAUGUAUGUUGUUUUUUACAUAUUGCUUUUAAAUAACAUUUACACAAAGUAUUUUUGAAUUUUAUCUUUAUUUGUCGUUAUAUGGCUCU
Molecule: messenger RNA, 1314 nt
Organism: Chenopodium quinoa (quinoa)
Lineage: Eukaryota; Viridiplantae; Streptophyta; Magnoliopsida; Caryophyllales; Amaranthaceae
Exons: 7
Coding region: 286-1035 (249 amino acids)
Cellular component (GO): chloroplast
Molecular function (GO): phosphatase activity
Source: RefSeq, a predicted model, not a curated record